GUCUUUUCCACGUUUGCAAACGCCGCCGAGCGCCCGGGCUCGCCCCACGCGCCCGAGCUCUGUGCGCCCUCGCCGGCUCCGCGCCGCGCCCCCUCCUCUCCUCGCUGCCCCGGAUGGCGGUCAGGGCCCGGAGUUGGCGGCCCCCGCCCCCGCCGCUGCUCCUGCUCCUGCUCUGGGUGACGGGGCAGGCGGCCCCCGUGGCGGGCCUGGGCCUGGGCUCCGACACCGAACUGCAGAUCGAGCGGCGCUUCGUGCCCGACGAGUGUCCGCGCACCGUGCACAGUGGCGACUUCGUGCGCUACCACUACGUGGGGACGUUUCCCGACGGCCAGAAGUUCGACUCCAGCUAUGACAGAGACUCCACUUUCAACGUGUUUGUGGGAAAAGGGCAGCUGAUUGCAGGGAUGGACCAAGCUCUGGUCGGGAUGUGUGUAAAUGAGAGGCGUUUUGUGAAGAUCCCUCCAAAGCUCGCCUACGGAAGUGAAGGGGUUUCUGGUGUUAUCCCCCCAAAUUCAGUGCUGCAUUUUGAUGUCCUUCUGAUGGAUAUUUGGAAUUCGGAAGAUCAGGUUCAGGUUCACACUUAUUUCAAGCCCCCCAGUUGCUCUCGGACCAUCCAGGUGUCUGAUUUUGUAAGGUACCACUACAACGGAACGUUCUUGGAUGGGACACUGUUUGAUUCGAGUCACAAUCGCAUGAAAACAUAUGACACAUAUGUGGGAAUCGGCUGGCUGAUUCCCGGCAUGGACAAAGGGCUGCUGGGGAUGUGUGUGGGGGAAAAGCGCAUCAUCACCAUACCUCCUUUUCUGGCCUAUGGAGAAGACGGAGAUGGGAAGGACAUUCCUGGACAGGCAUCUCUGGUCUUUGAUGUCGCAUUAUUGGACCUCCACAAUCCCAAGGAUGGCAUUUCCAUUGAGAAUAAAGUAGUGCCUGAAAACUGUGAGCGGCGAAGUCAAAGCGGGGACUUUCUCAGGUAUCAUUACAAUGGCACACUUCUGGAUGGCACAUUCUUUGAUUCCAGCUACUCGCGGAACCGCACUUUUGACACGUACAUUGGGCAGGGCUACGUGAUUGCUGGGAUGGAUGAAGGUUUGCUCGGCGUUUGCAUUGGAGAGAAGCGGAGGAUCGUGGUCCCCCCUCACCUGGCGUACGGCGAGGAAGGAAGAGGAAACAUCCCAGGCUCAGCUGUGCUGGUGUUUGACAUCCACGUGAUUGAUUUCCACAACCCUUCAGACUCCAUCAGCAUCACCUCACACUACAAGCCCCCUGACUGCUCCGUGCUGAGUAAGAAGGGCGAUUACCUCAAGUACCACUACAAUGCCUCGCUUCUGGAUGGCACCUUGCUGGAUUCCACGUGGAAUUUAGGCAAGACGUAUAAUAUUGUUUUGGGAUCUGGACAAGUCGUGCUGGGAAUGGAUAUGGGUCUCAGAGAGAUGUGCGUUGGGGAGAAACGGACAGUGAUCAUUCCACCCCACCUGGGCUAUGGGGAGGCCGGCGUGGAUGGAGAGGUGCCUGGCAGUGCCGUGCUGGUGUUUGACAUCGAGCUGCUGGAGCUCGUGGCUGGCCUGCCCGAGGGGUACAUGUUCGUGUGGAACGGCGAGGUGUCCGCCAACCUCUUUGAAGAAAUCGACAAGGAUGGCGAUGGAGAGGUCCUCCUGGAAGAGUUCUCAGAGUACAUUCAUGCCCAGGUGGCAUCUGGCAAAGGGAAACUCGCUCCUGGAUUCGAUGCUGAGAUGAUUGUGAAGAAUAUGUUCACCAACCAGGACCGGAAUGGAGACGGGAAGGUCACGGCUGAGGAAUUUAAACUCAAAGACCAGGAGGCCAAACACGAUGAACUCUAAACCUUGGCCCCUUGUGUGACACCAAGGCCCCCUGUGGUGGCAGAAUGUACAGUGAGGAUUUGAGGGUCUCUCAGAAGGGGAGUCGUCAGCAAGUAGUAGCUGGGUCACGUGGUACCUGGGACAUACACCGGGGUGGCUUGAUACACAUGGUGAGAAUUUUAGGCCAGUGCCAGUGAUACUAAACAAAAGCAUCGUGGGAGCCUUAGCGUGGGUUGCAUAGAACAUCAAAGAGGCUGCGUUGUCAGCUAUUGUUUUGUGAGCCUUUGGGUAGUCUUGUUAUUAAAAGAAAAUAGUGUCAUACAGAAGUUAUAAUCCACUUGGAGGAAAGAAGAAAAAGUGCCUAGGGUAUCUACAAAACGAGGACUAAAAUUUUUUGUGUGUUUUUAAAAAAGUGUUCUCCAGAUGGUCAGAAAAGAGAGGACAUGCCCCAGCAGGAUUCCCAGACAGUUCCAGGAAGUGUUUCCCAGCACCCUUUCUAGGCUCUGGUAAUGCCCAGCCUCCAAGGUGCCUCUACACUUGGACACACACACACUUUUCUAGUAAAUCACACUCCACCUCAUUGUGGUCCUCCUUGGCCAGGUAGCUUGGAGGAUAAAAAGGAGAUGGAUGGAACAAAAGGCAUCUUGGAACAAAAGGCAUCUUGGACCACAAGUAGAGAAUUUGAUUCUGCAUUUGUCUUGUAGGAGUACCUGCUUCACUCUUUCCUAUCCCCACCACUGUAUCCCAUGGCACCCUCUCAUCCUGAAUCCUUUGAUCAGAUAACAUGUAGGGCUGAUGGCCAAGCCGAGCUCCAGAGCAUCUCACUGUGGCCAAGAUGGAAAUGUCAUCCUGGCAGUGAGCAUACACUAAGUGACAUAUUCCUGCCACUCGUCUUGGAGAGGAAGGUGUCCCAAGGCCUGGGGGCCUCUCGGUGUAGAAGGACAUUACACCUCCUAGCCUGUCCCACGUUAUGCAGAAACCACCCGGCUGCCUUAUGUCUUCUGUUCCCCAGUGGUGGUGGCACUCACCCUGAAGUAAUCCAUCGUUUUCCUUUUGAAAUGGCUGUUUGACUAAUUUAAACUAUUUUGUACUGAUGUAGCUGAGAUAGUUCAUGAAAAUGCUGUGCACUCAUUCAAUGGAAUAAAUGUUGGAAAAUGAAUCUUA
Molecule: messenger RNA, 2981 nt
Organism: Sus scrofa (pig)
Lineage: Eukaryota; Metazoa; Chordata; Mammalia; Artiodactyla; Suidae
Gene: FKBP9
Product: FKBP prolyl isomerase 9
Cellular component (GO): endoplasmic reticulum
Molecular function (GO): calcium ion binding; peptidyl-prolyl cis-trans isomerase activity
Source: RefSeq, marked validated